UAUAUUUAAGUUAAAUAGAGCUUUAAGAUUGGUUUAGACGUUGAAUAAUAUAUGAUGUUGUUUCGGAGAUGUCUUAAAUUUACUGGAUCAAAAUGGAAUACCCAUAAUUUACUGUUUUCUGGAGCAAUUUACAGCGCACUGUCGGAAGUAAAUUGUACACUGGGUCGACGCACAUACGUUACACAAGGUUCAAACCAAAGAAAACGCUACAACGUUGGCCUGUUUGGUUGUGGGCGGAUUGCAGGCGUCCAUCUUAAAAACAUUCUGAGCAACCGUCGUCUGGACUUGAAAUGGAUUGUGGAAAACGAUAUGAGGCGAAUACAGGAAGUGAAGGACGAGUUCUACCUCGAUGGAAACACUCCUUUCUUCCCCUCCUCGGAGAGAGACAGACUUUUGUCGGAUAAAAGCCUCGACGCCGUUGUGGUCGUGUCACCCACCAGCACACAUACAGAGUACAUCGUCCAGAGCCUCAAACAUGGCAAGGACGUGUUUACGGAGAAGCCAGCGGGCGAGUCUGUGUCCGACAUUCGGCUGUGUUACGAGACGGCCGAAAAUACCGGAAGGACUUUCCUCACAGGAUUUACUAGACGUUUUGACGAUUCGUAUCGAGACGUGAAGUCUGCUAUCGACAAUGGAACCUUGGGGAAAUUACAGGUCAUCAAAACUACGACCAGAGACUCGCCCAAACCGUCGUACGAGUUUCUUAAGUCCGCCGACAGCACCGGCUGCAACAUCCUGGCGGACCUGGGUGUUCACGACAUCGACAUGGUUGUCUGGCUCACACGUGCACAAAGGCCAGAGUCCAUCUACAUAACGUGCCACGUGCACGACGAGCAGUUACAACAAUGCGGACAGCCUGACUCGAUGGCCGGCCUCAUCAAGUACCCGGAUGGAGUCUUUGUUACCAUGGACGUGUUCCGAGAGAGCGUUUACGGCUAUGACAUACGUCUCGAGGCAUUUGGCACAGGCGGUAUGGCACUGGCAGAGAACCCCCGGGAGAGUUCUACAGUUAUAGACAGGGAAAGUGGUGGUUCCACUCGUCGACUCUUUAACUCCUUCCCACAGAGGUUUGAGGCACCAUUUGCUGCGGAGCUGGACCAUUUCAUAAACUGCAUGGAUGGAACUACUACUCCACUUGUUACAAAGGAAGAAAGUCUGUGUGUUGCUGACAUUAUUGAAAAGGGUGUACAAUCGUACAGAGAAAAACGUGUCGUAUUUUUCUGA
Molecule: messenger RNA, 1224 nt
Organism: Mya arenaria
Lineage: Eukaryota; Metazoa; Mollusca; Bivalvia; Myida; Myidae
Product: myo-inositol 2-dehydrogenase-like
Exons: 10
Coding region: 52-1224 (390 amino acids)
Biological process (GO): NADPH regeneration
Cellular component (GO): cytoplasm
Molecular function (GO): nucleotide binding; oxidoreductase activity
Source: RefSeq, a predicted model, not a curated record